Messenger RNA from Thrips palmi, 3810 nucleotides. RefSeq names its product symplekin (gene Sym). Gene Ontology annotation, cellular component: mRNA cleavage and polyadenylation specificity factor complex. NCBI's taxonomy places the organism in Eukaryota, Metazoa, Arthropoda, Insecta, Thysanoptera, Thripidae. The record is from RefSeq and is a predicted model, not a curated record. The coding region runs from base 1 to 3450 and encodes 1149 amino acids. The transcript is spliced from 16 exons.
AUGGGGGAAAAUGAGAAGCCGUUUAACAAGAUUGUGGAGUGGCUGAAUGAAGCCACCUCUUCUACGGACCCUAAAUUAAAGACUGAAAACAUUCAUAAAAUUCAAGAAAUCAUUCUCAAUCAGAACCCACAUCUUUUGGAUUCAUUCCUUGACGAUGUCAUUGCUUUUCAAUCAGAUCGCACCAUGGAAGUACGACGUGCAGUUGUGGGGUUUAUUGAAGAGUCAUGCAAGAAGGAUCCAGCUAUUUUGCCAAGGGUUAUGGAUAGUCUUGAUCUCUUACUCCGAGACUCAGCACCCCAGGUACAGAAGCGAGUUGUUCAAGCUGCAUCUCAAGUUUACCGGGGUGCGCUUAUGUACAUAGCUCGUACUCAACCAGUGCCUUCACAAAUGGAAAAGGCAUGGAGCUCCUUGUGCACCUUGAAAUCAGAGAUUGUCAAAUUAAUUGACAAUGAUAAUGAUGGCAUCCGAACUCAGUCUGUUAAGUUCUUGGAGGGAGUUGUACUGCUCCAAACAUAUCCUGAAGCAGAUAGUAUGGUAAGAGAAAAUGAUUUUAACCUUGAAGACAUUCCACUAACUUUGAAGAUAGUGCGGAGACGCAGAUUAGAAGAAGAAGCCAGCAUGAUAUUUAAUCUCCUGGUGAAGUUUCAUGGGGAAGCUCAUGUUAGCAGUGUCAACCUAAUGACUUGCAUGGGAUCACUUACUCUGAUAGCUCGAAUGAGACCUCAAUUUAUGGGAAAAGUAAUCACCUGCCUAGAAAACUUAAACAAAAACUUACCACCUACUCUCUCCAAGUCACAAGUAAAUUCUGUAAGAAAACACUUGAAACUGCAGCUAACAAAUAUGCUGAAACAACCAUGUGCUCUGGAAUAUCAUGCAGAAAUUUUGAAACUCUUAACAGAUCUUGGUUGUACUCCUCAAGAGAUAUCUAAAAUAAUGCCAAAAAUGGAUGAUAAGACACGGCGUAGUCACAAACGUGCUGUUGUCGAAAGUGCCCCUAGUGUACACAAGAGACCAAGAUUAGAGGCUCUUUACCGCCCAGAAAAUGUGAUUGAACAGCCAAAAAGAGCUCAUGUCACUAAACCACCUGCUGAGCCAUCAAGUGAUGUUACUGAGAAAUUUGUCUUGGAGCGGCUCUCACCUGAGGUUGCAGCACAGCUUGUCCUGGCAUUCAUACCUCAAAUUCCAGAUUCCAUGCCAUCGCACUUCUCAUCUAAUUUUGCCCCAGUUGUUGGCGCAGGAUCUCAAGCCCAAAUCCAACAUAUCGCCAAAAUGCUACUUUCUCAAUCCUCUGGAUCAGGAAGGCAAAUGCCACGCAAAUCGGGCAGGGUGUUAACAGAGUUAGAGGAGGAUGAUACCGAGGACGCUAACCCGCCUCCUCCACCCACAGCCAUUGCUCCUGUGGCUGCUCCAGCAGUCGUAUCAGAGCCGGUAAUGCCUCCCCCUCCACCACCUGUGGAGGAACUCAUGGACCAUGAUGGGGAUGAUUUAGAAGGACCCAUUCUUCACCAGCGGGAAUCAUCUGAGCAGCUUCUAGCUCAACGAGAAAAGCUGAAGGAACUUACACCAAUGACACCCCUGACAAGACCAUUGAAACAGAAGGCUCGAGCUUUAAAACUUGCAGAAAUAACGAGACCCCUUAGUCCAGAAAUGAAAACCAAGAUGUGCCUUUCUGCUGUUAAACGUAUAUUGAAUGCUGAAAAAAUAGCCAUGUUUGGUGGUGUCAACUCCAUACGCAACAAAAUAAUUGUCACGCUAGCCUCUACUUACAAUGCAGAUGUUAGGAGAGAUAUACUUAAAUUUGUGUUGGAGGAUUUACAAAACCGAUUGGAUUUGGAGUUAGCUAUAUCAUGGCUUUAUGAGGAAUACAGUAUGAUGCAGAGUUUCACUAAAAAACCAGUGUUUACUACUGAUGAGGACUCUGCCUCAAAAAGAUAUGUUAAACUCUUCUGUGCGCUUGCUGAGCAUUUGGCGGAGAAACCCGAGAGAGAACCCCUCCUCAAACGGUUAUAUUUGGAGGCACCCUGUAUUACUGAUGAUGCUACUGACAUUUUGAAGGCACUAAGUUGUGAUGAAACAAGAUGUUCUAUUGGACUGCAACUUUUGCAAAGCCUUGUUAUAAGGCGUCCUCCAAAACAACUCACUUAUCUGAAUGCUUUACUGGAACACACUGCCCAUGACAGUGUAGAGGUUCGAUCCAAUGCCAUGAAGUGUGUCCUUUCACUUUAUGAUGAUCGGUCUGAUCUUCGAUCAAUUAUAGAAGAGUAUGCAAUCAUGUACCUGGGCUUUCUCCAACUACCAGCCCCUCCAGAUGUGUUGUUUGGUGCAGAGAGAGGACGCCCGGCCAGGGCAGACAGCUGGGCUGAAGGGCCAACUAAAGCCUGUUUGUUUUUAUACCUUGAGCUUUUGCCUCACGAGCACCGAUUAAUUCAUGAGUUGACUCGGGUAUAUGUUCAGACUGUAGCAGAUGUAAAACGCAUUAUCUUACGGUUGCUGGACACUCCUGUUAGAGGCAUGGGCAUGGACUCCCCAGACUUGCUGAAACUAGUGGAAGAUUGUCCUAAAGGGGCUGAGACCUUAGUCACGAGAGUCAUUCAAAUCCUAACAGAUAAGACCCCUCCUAGUGCUGAACUUGUCAAGAGAGUCAGGGAACUGUAUCAGUCAAGGGUAUCAGAUGUUCGGUUCUUGAUUCCUGUGUUGAAUGGUUUGACUAAAAGGGAAGUUAUUGACUCCCUCCCUAGACUUAUCAAACUGAAUCCUAUUGUUGUCAAAGAAGUCUUCAACAGGUUGCUAGGAACACAUUCAGAUUCCCUAAGUCAUAAUUCACCAUUAACACCAGCAGAGCUACUUGUAGCUUUGCAUGUUAUUGACCCCAAAAAGUGUGAACUAAAGACUGUUAUUAAGGCCACUACUUUGUGCUUCUCUGAAAGGCAGGCUUAUACUCAAGAAGUAUUGGCCAUAGUAAUGAAGCAAUUGAUGGAAAUGAAUCCCUUACCAACUCUCCUGAUGCGUACUGUUAUUCAGUCUCUGGCUGCAUAUCCCAAUCUCAGUGGAUUUGUCAUGAAUAUCCUUCAGAGGCUGAUUUUAAAGCAAGUUUGGACCCAGCGCAAGGUGUGGGAGGGUUUUAUUAAAUGCUGUCAACGUACAAAGCCUCAGAGCUUCCAAGUGCUUCUGCAAUUGCCUGCACCACAACUACAAGAAGUUUUAGAGGCUUGUCCAGAAAUGAGACAGCCACUCCUGCAACACGUUCAAUCCUUUACUGAGAAUCAGCGGUCUCAUGUCCCACAGUCAGUAAUGGACGUUCUGACUGGCACAAGACAUGUAGUUCAAGAGGAAUAUGAUGCACAAACAGUGGAGCCGAUGUCUCCUGAUGGACUCACAAUUGAUGUUCGAGAAGAUAAUAUUGCAGAGAAUGCAGUAGGAUCUGAACCACUUCCACCAGGAAUGGAUUGAAGAUCAUGGGACUUCCCUUUUUGAUUAAAAGGCUGUUAUCAGUAAAUGCAUCAAGAAUGUGUAUAUUUUUCUGUAUUAUAUUGACGUGUGUACAUAAGAGAGCAAUGAACUUUGUUUAGCUGCUAGUUCUGUAGUUAUUAUUAUGGUGUCUUUUGGUGAGGUUGGAUUAUGAUUUUUUUUUUACCUGCAAUGUUUAUUUUAGCUGUACUAAGAUUUUCACUUUUUGAGUGUGUUUGUGUGUAUUGGCAUGUCUUAUUGUGUGAAUACUCUUGGGCGGGUUAAAAAAAGAAUCAUUGUUAUUAGAAUGUUUUUUUUUGUCCAUCAAAAUAUUGUUAUUGAAUUAAAAUUGAAAAUCCAGAA